GACUCGCUGGGAGGGAAUCAAACCGCAGUGCGAGAUUCUGAAUUCACUGAAGAAACAUCAGCAUGAAGUCGUUUCCUCACAGAAUUUGAGUGUAGUGGUAACGCACGUUUUAACGCGAUAAUGUAAGACAAAUAUCACGUCUAUAGGACUGGCUUUCGUAACUUCAUUAAAAGCUGUUGUCAGGUCGGCUCUUGCUAAGCUGAAGAAGCGGGGUCCAAUUCAUAACUAUCCUUGAAAAGGAAGGCUGAAACCGGAAGCUGUUGAAGGUGCACGGGGGAGCGUUGUUUGUUUUAAAUGGCAGAUGAUGAAUGACAUUUUUGAACAUUAAACUGCGAGAUAUAUAGCACUGAAAAUUACUAAUACUAAUGAUUUUUCGUCAUGGAGGCGAUUAGCACCUUUGUUUAUUGAGAUGUUCAGGUAAGUCACCGAAACUCCGUCACAUCCCACUGUCACUCCUACAAAUGCUCGCGGCUGUGAACUGUUGUCAAACUGGUAUGUGUCGUACGCGGUGUUAUAAUGUGGCUGUGAAUGAGAACACAGUCGAUUUAUGGAAGAAUUUCAAUUAAAAGCAUCGAAUAUGUGAAUACCUUGUAUUCGUACUUUUUAUCUAUAUCCAUAAUAAUUUACAGCACCAAGGCAGGAAAUCUCUGGAGAAAUCUGAAAGUAUUUUUUAUCCAAAGUUUCCUUGUUCGGAGCACAAAAGAGUGUCAAGGUACAAUGCUCGGGUUUCCAGCGAUAGGUUUCAGCUUGCUUUUCCUGCUGCAUCUUGUUUGGGGCAGAGUGAUCUACAAUGGAAAUGAUGUGUUCCUAGAAGAGAAGUCAGCAGGUUUGUUUCUCUCCCGUAAACUGUUGUAUAACAGUUGGGAUUUUGAGGUAGUGGUGCCUGACGAUCUACAGAGAGAAUGCAUAGAGGAAAUAUGCUCAUAUGAAGAGGCCAGAGAGGUGUUUGAAGAUGACAGAAAGACGGCUAAUUUUUGGAAAACCUAUGUCAGCAGUCACGAAACGUUGCCCCCAGUGGAUGUGUCUGGUUUGGUAGCUGGCAUUGUGGCUAUUGUAAUAACAGCGAUUAUAGCCACUGUGUUGGGCAUUUAUUGCUACAAGAACAGGGGCAAAAAUUCAAGAGGGGGCAGCGUUCCUGUGCGUAUAGGUGUGGAUGGGCAGCCACUACCUGAAUCUGUGCCCUUGUCUAACAGGGCUCCAGGUCUCCCCUCAUACAAUGAGGCUCUGACCCACAGUGGCCAGCAUGAUGCACCUCCACCGGCAUACUCUGGGGGAAGUCCAUCUGAGCCACCUCAAACUCAAGAUGAGGAAUGACAAAGACAUGUUGUUGUUUUUUAAAUGGGGGGGGGGGGGGGGGGAUACAGGGUUUUACUAGUGAAAAAGUGUAGCUUCGGUCACUAAGUGGGUAAUUUAUUAUACUAAGGCUACAUGUUCCGCAGUACCCUAUUUUAUUCUUUAGAAUUUCUAAUUUAAUAGAAAAUUCUAAUUUUGCUACUAUCAUCAUGGAACAUAGUUUCAGUGUGAAUACUGUCAAUAUUUUCAUAAAUCAGGUUUGCUAGU
Messenger RNA from Sinocyclocheilus grahami, 1560 nucleotides. RefSeq names its product proline rich Gla (G-carboxyglutamic acid) 2 (gene prrg2). NCBI's taxonomy places the organism in Eukaryota, Metazoa, Chordata, Actinopteri, Cypriniformes, Cyprinidae. The transcript is spliced from 8 exons. Gene Ontology annotation, molecular function: calcium ion binding. Bases 529 to 1314 code for a protein of 261 amino acids. The record is from RefSeq and is a predicted model, not a curated record. Gene Ontology annotation, cellular component: extracellular region; plasma membrane.